AUGGCAUUGACCAAAUUGACGCCCGCUGACCGAAAAUCACUUCUAAAGAACUAUUAUGACCUGGCCCUUCCUGAAAACACAUGUCAAUUGAUGUAUGUCUGGAUUGACGGAACAGGAGAACAUUUGCGCUGCAAGACGAGAACAAUGAAUUUUAUACCCCAAAAGCCGGAAGAAUGCCCUAUUUGGAACUUCGAUGGAAGCAGUACCGGCCAGUCGGAAGGAUCUAACUCAGACGUAUAUCUCUAUCCAGCAGCAUUGUUUCGCGAUCCAUUCAGACGCGGAGAUGCCAAACUUUUGCUAUGCGAAACAUAUACCUAUGACAAAAGGCCUCAUGGUAAGUGA
This is a messenger RNA of Protopolystoma xenopodis, 342 nucleotides long. NCBI's taxonomy places the organism in Eukaryota, Metazoa, Platyhelminthes, Monogenea, Polystomatidea, Polystomatidae. The record is from the annotation of a GenBank genome assembly.